CAAAAAAAUAAACUUUAAAUGUUUUUCACUUUAAUUUUUUUUAAAUAAAUAAAUUCCAUGUCUAUUUAUACCUAAACGUUUCGUCUUUGUUAAAAUAGUAUCUCACGUGUUCGGUUUUUACGAUUUCGAUUUUUUUUUUUUUGAUUUUCAUUCGUUUGUUUGCUUGUUUGUUUAAAAAAUUUCCACAACAAAAUGGGUAAACUAUGGAAGAUUGUUGAAAAUUAUUUCAAAGUUCAUGAUAUUGCCGAACAUCAUAUCAAUUCAUACAAUAGUUUCAUUGAGAAAGGUAUGAAAGAUAUUGUUGCCGCCAAUGAUCGUAUUACAUCCGAAGUUGAUCCAGAUUGGUAUGUGAAAUAUUUAAAUAUUCAUGUCGGCAUGCCAGAAUUACGUGAUGGCCACAAUAAACAUUCAUUGACACCGCAAGAAUGUCGAUUACGUGAUCUAACAUAUUCGGCACCAAUCUAUGUUGAUAUUGAAUAUACAUAUGGUCAAGAUGUUUUAACACAAAAAAAUCUAUUGAUUGGACGUAUGCCAAUAAUGCUUCGUAGUAAUAAUUGUGUGUUGAAUCAAAAAAAUCGUGAUGAAUAUUUCCAAUUACAAGAAUGUCCACUAGAUCCAGGCGGUUAUUUCAUUAUUAAUGGUAGUGAAAAAGUGAUUUUGAUGCAAGAACAACAAUCAAAAAAUCGUAUUUUUACAUUUAAAAAUGAUGAUGAAGUUAUUUGCGAAGUAACAAGUAUUGCUACGGAGAAAAAAUCUCGUCUUACAUUACAGAUGAAUAAAAAAAGACAGAUAAUGGUCAAACACGGUGUUUUCAAAGACGGUGUACCUGUUAUCAUCAUGAUGAAAGCAAUGUCCGGACUUAGUGAUCGAGAAAUUACGAGCCUGAUUCUUCGUGAUUGUAAACGUAAUAUGGAAAUGUUUAAGCUGCUAUUGCCAUCGCUUGAACAAUGUAUUGAAUCGAAAAUUUAUUCAGAAAUCAAUGCAUUGGAAUUUAUUGGCAAAAAAAUUAGCCUAUCAAAAGAAAGUAGUCGUCAUCCAGCUAUGAUUGCAUAUGAUAUAAUCUAUAAUUCAGUAUUGACGCAUAUACCCGUUGUGAAUGAUUCAUUUUAUCCGAAAUUUUUCUAUUUAGCAUUCAUGGUACGGAGACUUUUGUUGGCACAUAUUGAUCCAGAAAAUCAUAUUGAUAAUCGUGAUUUUUAUGGCAAUAAACGUCUAGAAUUGGCUGGAACGUUGAUUGGUUUUUUAUUUGAAGAUGCAUUUAAACGUUAUAAUCUAACGAUAAUGAGUACGGCAAAUAAAAUGAUACCAAAAGUUAAAGUUUGUCAAUUCGAUGUAACAAAACAUAUGACCAGUAAUCUUAUAACACAUGCAUUGAAUAAUGCAAUCGCAACCGGUAAUUGGUCCAUACGACGUUUUCGUAUCAAUCGUAUUGGUGUAUCACAAGUAUUGUCACGAUUAAGUCAUUUGGCCAGUCUGGGAAUGUUGACCAGAAUUAAUUCACAAUUUGAAAAAACACGUAAAACAACCGGUCCACGAUCAUUACAAUCAUCAUAUUGGGGUAUUGUUUGUCCAAGCGAUACACCUGAAGGUGAAAGUUGUGGCCUAGUGAAAAAUAUUGCACUAAUGUGUCAGAUAUCCACUGAAGAUUCGGACGACGAUAUUGUACAAAUUUGUUCUGAAUCAAAUUUCGUUCUUGCAUAUGGUUGUGUUGAUCUAGAUCAAAUUGAUUUGAAUCUUUAUUAUCUAUUCAUAAAUGGUGUUAUUGUUGGUUAUGUUACCGAUCCAAAACCAUUCACUACAUUUAUGCGCCAAAAACGAAGACAAAGCCAGAUACCAAAAUUUACAACAAUAUUCACAAAUAAUUAUCAUCAAUCUGUUUAUAUUUGUUCAGAUGCAGGAAGAUUAUGUCGUCCAUAUAUAAUUGUCAAUGAAAAUGGUGAACAUCGUCUUACGCAGGAAUUAUGUCAAUUAAUUGAACGUAAUGUCAUGAAUUUUAAUGAUCUUAUUGAUUUGGGUAUAAUUGAAUAUCUGGAUAUGAAUGAAUUGAAUGAUUGUUUUAUUGCAUUAAAUGAUGAUGGUAUUGUGGCUGGCCAUACAACACAUAUGGAAAUUGAAGUAUUCACCAUUUUAGGUAUUUGUGCAUCAAUUGUUCCGUUUCCACAUUGUAAUCAAUCACCACGUAAUACAUAUCAAUGUGCUAUGGGUAAACAAGCAAUGGGUGUGAUUGCAUUGAAUCAAAAUCUUCGUAAUGAUUCAUUGCUAUACACUAUACAACAUCCACAAUAUCCAUUGGUGCAAACAAAACCAAUGAAAAUGUUUGGCUGGAUUCCGGCCGGACAGAAUCCUACCGUUGCCGUUAUGUCAUAUAGUGCAUAUGAUCUUGAAGAUGCUACCGUAUUGAAUAAAUCCAGUAUACAAUUAGGUUAUGCACGUUGUUUUGUGUAUAAAAAUGCAAAAAUUGAUCUGAAAACUUAUCCAAAUCGUAGUUGUCGUGAUACACUGUAUUAUCCUCGUACGACGAAUGAAUUAACUAGAACACAGAAUAAAUAUCUGACAUUGGAUUCGGAUGGUAUAGCAUCACCGGAAAGUUUUGUACAUUCUGGACAUAUACUGGUGAAUAAACAAUCACCUGAUGUAAUGAAUAAUAAAAAUCUGCUAGCACAACAACAACAAACCAAAUAUUAUGAUAAUGGUCUUGUUUAUCGUUCGGAAAAUAGCUCCGUUAUCGACAAGGUUACUAUUUCUAAUAAUGAUGAUGAAUUAGUCAUAAAAGUUUUAUAUCGUCAAAUGCGUGCACCAAUUGUUGGCGAUAAAUUUAGUUCAAGACAUGGUCAAAAAGGUGUUAUUGGUGCCAUAUUCAAUAAAUCCAUUUUGCCAUUCACAAGUUGCGGCAUUAGUCCGGAUACAAUAAUGAAUCCACAUGGUUUUCCAUCACGUAUGACUGUAGGAAAAUUGAAAGAAAUGACAGCAUCAAAAGCAGCUUCGUUGAAAGGAACAAUACAUGAUGCGACAGUUUUUAAUGGAACACCUAUGGAUGAUUGUUUUGAUAUUAUGCAUCAACAUCAUCGUCUGUUUUCUGGUAAAGAAUUACUUUGUUCUGGCAUAACUGGUGAAUUAUUACCAAAUGAAGUUUAUAUUGGUCCUAUUUAUUAUCAACGUUUGAAACAUAUGGUCAUGGAUAAAGUCCAUUCACGAUCGAUUGGUCCAACCAUAUCGUUGACUAGGCAACCAACGGAAGGUCGUUCACGUAAUGGUGGCCUACGAGUUGGUGAAAUGGAACGUGAUUGUCUUAUUGGCCAUGGUACUUCGAAUUCAUUAUUAGAACGUUUUAUGUUCUCAACGGAUGUUUAUGAAGUAGAAAUUUGUCAUAAUUGUAAUUUUUUAGUUGCAUCAAGAUUCUGUAUGCUUUGUAAUUCUUCGGACAAUGUGACUAAAGUACGUAUACCAUAUGCAUUCAAGCUAUUGGUACAGGAAUUGUUUGCAAUGGGCAUACAUCCGGCUAUGGGUUUUUGUUUAAGUAAAAAACUUUGAAAAUUUCUCAUUUACAUUAAUUAUCGCCUUUUUGUUUCACUAAAAAAAAAAAAAAUGGAAAAAUCCAUUGACAAAAAAAAAAAGCCAAUGAAAAGAUGACAACAAAAUAUUGU
Molecule: messenger RNA, 3644 nt
Organism: Dermatophagoides farinae (American house dust mite)
Lineage: Eukaryota; Metazoa; Arthropoda; Arachnida; Sarcoptiformes; Pyroglyphidae
Product: RNA polymerase III subunit RpIII128
Biological process (GO): DNA-templated transcription
Molecular function (GO): ribonucleoside binding; DNA-directed RNA polymerase activity; DNA binding
Source: RefSeq, a predicted model, not a curated record